Calliphora vicina (urban bluebottle blowfly) is the source of this 1163-nucleotide messenger RNA. RefSeq names its product KH domain-containing, RNA-binding, signal transduction-associated protein 2-like. Gene Ontology annotation, molecular function: mRNA binding. Gene Ontology annotation, biological process: regulation of alternative mRNA splicing, via spliceosome. Lineage: Eukaryota; Metazoa; Arthropoda; Insecta; Diptera; Calliphoridae. Bases 104 to 1018 code for a protein of 304 amino acids. The transcript has 5 exons. The record is from RefSeq and is a predicted model, not a curated record. Gene Ontology annotation, cellular component: nucleus.
UUUUCCUAUGUAUUCUUUGAUUUGCUAUAAGAAGAAAGGGUUAGGAAAAGUUUGUGGAAUUGUGUAUAUAUAGCUGAAGAAAAAACAGAAAAGUUAUUAAAAUAUGUCUCAUGAAACUGAAAUUCAAGGAGGUGGAAUAGGUUAUCAACCCAAGAUAAAUGAUGUUGCCCAAAAUUUCUUGGAUGAUCUGCAGAAGGAACGCUCUCGUCUAACGGAAGAUUUUCCAUUGUGUGCUCUUUUAAUUGAUGAAGCUUUCGAUCGAGUUUAUUCUACUGGGCGUAUACCCGGCCGCGAAUUUUAUGCCGAUGUACUCAAGCAAAAGCCAAUGAAACUUACCCAAAAGGUGUUUGUGCCAGUAAAACAAUAUCCGAAAUUUAAUUUUACUGGAAAAAUUUUGGGACCCAAAGGAAAUUCCCUUAUUCGCCUGCAGGACGAAACACAAUGUAAGAUAACUAUCAAGGGCCGUAAUUCCAUGCGUGACAAGGUUAAGGAAGAAGAAUUGCGAAAAUCAGACGACCCACGUUUUAGUCAUUUAAAUAAGGAUUUAUUUGUGGAAAUAAGUACAGUAGCCACACCAGCCGAAUGCUAUGCUCGUAUUGCGUAUGUUUUGGCCGAAAUUCGCAAAUAUCUAAUACCCGACAAAAAUGAUGAAGUCUCACACGAACAGUUACGUGAAACAAUGGACAUCGAUCCUGAGAUGGCUAAAGCUGGAUAUGGAGGUAAACCGGAAAUAUACAAAACUGUAUUUGACAAAACUGGAGGUUCAAAAGGAACACGGAAAUAUUUGGAAUUUUUGAAGCAUACUUCAAAUGCAGAGCGAGAGGAAUUGGAAGACGAAUAUGAGUAUGAACAUAUUUCACAUGGCCCACCACCAAAACGCCCUUCAAAUUCAAGUGGUUAUGAAUAUAUUAAAGUUCCAUCAUCUUCGAAAGGAUACAAACGUGCUGUACCCAUGUAUACAGAUACCAAACGCGUACGUGAAGUCUCUUCAUCUAAACCGUAUAAAAACCGUUUAUAAAUAUAAAAACUUCUAAUAUGUAUGGAAUUAAAAAAUAAAUCUAACUAAAAUGAAAAUUAAUAUAAAACAUUUUAUAAUAAUUUAAAAAAUAUAUAUGAAAUAUUAACAAAAUAAAAUAUAGAUAUUUGAAUUACAAACAAGAAAA